Centruroides sculpturatus (bark scorpion) is the source of this 3725-nucleotide messenger RNA. RefSeq names its product patched domain-containing protein 3-like. Gene Ontology annotation, cellular component: membrane. The coding region runs from base 879 to 3533 and encodes 884 amino acids. Lineage: Eukaryota; Metazoa; Arthropoda; Arachnida; Scorpiones; Buthidae. The transcript is spliced from 5 exons. The record is from RefSeq and is a predicted model, not a curated record.
UACAGUCGUUUUAGCGCGUGCGUAACGUUCCAUGAGUAUUCUUAAUCGGUUUAUAAAUUUUGAAUCGUAUACGUUCCGUUCCAAACGCGUUCGAAUUCCUAAGUAAAGUAGCCUGAUGAAGACCUCGAUGAGGUUGAAAACGUUUGCUAAGGUGUAAACAAAUACCACUGGAGCUGUAAAGGUUGAUUGAAGUGUUGAAGUAUAACUCCUCUAGUGUUGGAAGACGUUUAUUUCUUAAACAAUUUUUUUUUUUUAUCAUGUUCAAACACUUCUGUCAGAGUUUCUGUCAGAGUUUGUACAAGUUCUAAUAGAAAGGGAAACAGAUUGUAGCCCCGGAAACGAAAAUGUAUAGUACACGGACUGAAAUUGUGUACAAAAAUUUUACUUAUAAAUUGUACAGAACUAAUGUGUAUGACAAGUAUGCGUUAGUAUAGAAUCGAUUUCCGAACAAAUCCCUAUCAGUGUGAGAAUACACAAAUCACCAGUCCGUGCAAAUAAGAGUCUGACGUCAUAUCUUUACAGUUAUAGUCUCUUCAUAAUCACUUGUAGGCCUAUAUCAGGUAGUGUACAGUACAUCCUUAAAAACGUAGCGUGAUACUACAAUUGAUAUUCAACUAAAACUCAUUUAUUUCAGAAAUUUUAUUUAAAUGUCUUUAAGUAUCAUAUUAUUUUCAUUUAAAAUGCUCGCGUUAUAUUUAAAAAACAUUUAUCAUUAUAUAAUUUGUAGUUUUGUACUUCAGACUUUCGAUAAUGUUGUAUCAGAAAAUGUUUAUAUUUGAACUAUGACUUGAUAAACUAACUAAUGUAUUAAAUUCAUUCCAGUACAAAGUUAAAUACUGAAAAGCACGAGAGUUUUUCACUUACUUUACUUCUUCACAAUGAAAAUCAAGCAUAAAACCAUCAGGAGAAUUGUCUCUACUACAUUAUCUCGUAUUGGAUAUCAUGUCGGUUGCUAUCCUCAAAUAUACGUUGCAGUCACUUUUAUAACGUCGCUCGUUUUAGCAACCGGUCUAUUGCAUGUGCCAUUGCAAAACAAUUUAGAACACUUGUUUAUUUCAUCUAAUGCAAGAAGCCGAAUUGACAGAGCUGCAAUUGAAUCCAUUUUUCCAACGAACGCGUCACAAUGUGAUUUUAGAAGAAUGACAAGAUUGGAAGCAAUAGCAACAAUAAUAGCUACGCCUAUAAACGGAACUUCUGUAUUACAGGAAUCAAUAAUAGAAGAUAUUAUCAAACUUGACGAAAUCAUACAAAAUCUCACUAUCUUCUGGAAUAAUGCAUUCGUCGGUUACAAAGAUUUAUGUUGUAAGACUGAGAGGAAUAUUUGCCAGGAAAAUCUUGCUUUGAGUUUAAGAGGAAAGACAAAUGAUAUCAAAAAAGGAACAUACAACAUCAAAUAUCCGGCUGAUAUAACUAGAAAUCAAGUAAUAGUGUCUGCUUCAGAAUUUGGAGGGGUAACUUUGAAUGAAGAAAAUAUGAUCCGAGAUGCCAACGCAAUUAGGUUGAUCUACGCAACGGACCGCAGCACGAAAGAAAAGAAAGAAAUGGCACUGAAAUGGGAACAAAUGUGUUUAGAAACUUUGUCAAAAAUUAAUUUGAACAGUACCAAAAUUUCUAAAAUACUAAGUCGCUCUUCCGACGACGAAAUUAGUCGAGUAGGUGAAGGUGCAUUGUCUCUUAUUUUAAUUAUUGGUCCGAUUAUGCUGUUAUUUUCAGCAGUUUCUUGCUUGUCAACUGACUCUCUCAUUAGCAAACCAUGGUUGGGUAUUGCUGGUUGCGCAUCACCUGUCAUAGCAACUGUUGCAGCAUUUGGUUUCCUGUGUUACUGCAAAGUGGAUUACGCAGCAAUAAAUGUCAUGGUUUUUUUUCUAAUUUUAGGUGUUGGUGUCGACGAUGGCUUUAUAUUGAUAGCUGCGUGGAGAAGAACUGACGUUAAUGCUUCCGUUCCACAUAGAAUGAAAGAAGCAUAUGCCGAAGCUGCAGUGUCCAUCACUAUUACGUCUCUAACCAAUCUUCUUGCAUAUUGCAUGGGAUUUGUAACGCCAUACAAAAUGAUUCAUAUAUUCAGCGCCUAUGCAGCUCUGUCAAUCGUGUUUGACUAUAUUUAUCAGUUAUUGUUUUUUGGUGGCCUCAUGGCUUUAGAUGGAUACAGAGAGAAGUAUAAGCUGCACGCUAUCUUUUGUUGGCCAAUCAAACGAAAUCAUUCCAGUAAGAUAACUUUUUAUCAGGUUGAACAAAAGACAGAAGUAAAGUCACAAGAAAAGAACGAAAAAAAUUUAUUCAUGGUAUUCUUCGGUGAAAUUUUAGGCCAAGUCCUUGGAAAUUCAAUUAGUAAAGUUACUGUGAUCUCUAUGUUCGUCAUUUAUCUAUCGGGUGCAAUAUACUGUAUGAGAUUCGUUCAAGAAGGAGAAGACAUAACUAAAUUUCCUGCAUACACUUCUUACGUGCGUGACUAUCUAAAUGUUGAAAAUAAGUAUUUUUCUAAUUAUAGUCAUCAAGUUCAAAUAAUUAUUAACCAGCCAUUAGAUUAUUCGAAUGUAACUGUCCAAAAUGACAUAGAAGAUCUUCUGAAAAGUUUCGAAUCUGCUCCAUUUAUAUCCGAUUCGUCCAUUACAGAAAGUUGGCUGAGAGAAUUUCUGGCAUUUACUAAAUCUCCAGUUGCAGAGUUUUCGCUUUCUGGUUACAAUCUGACUGAUUCCGAAGACUUUAUUAGUGCUUUUAAAAAUGUAUUCUUGAAAGUAAAAGUAGUAAACCGGUUUAGAAAUGACGUUAUCUUUAACGAAAAAAGUGAUAAAAUUACUGCAUCCAGAUUCAUCGUUUCCAGUUUGGAUGGAGAAUCUCGAACUGACGAAAAGUUUUUCUUUGAAAAUGUAAGAAAAAUUGCCGAUAAAAGCAAAAUUCCUGUUAUCGCAUACAAUUUUAGAUUUAUAUAUUAUGAACUGUAUAUUAAUGUCCUUUCAAAUUGCUUAAAAGCCAUCUCUUCUGCGGCCGCCAUAGUGAUUGCAGUAUUUUUAUUAUUUACCCCAAAUAUAUUAUUUCUUCUGUCUGUUGCCGUUACUGUUGUAUCUAUUCAAGUCGGAUUGAUUGGAUACAUGUCAUUAUGGAAUGUGACUGUGAAUACAACUGCAUUAAUAUCGUUAGUAAUGUGUACGGGCUUUUGUGUAGAUUAUACAGUUCAUACGGCUUACGCGUUUAUCAAUUGCAAAACGAAAACACCGAACGAGAAAAUCAAGAGUUGUUUAUAUGCUGCUGGAUACCCAGUGUUACAAGGAUGUAUAUCUACGUUACUGAGUGUUUCGGUGUUAUAUUUUGGUCCUUCUGAACAGUUUGUCGUAUUUUCUAAAAUUAUAACUUUAAUGGUUAUUUUUGCUUUUUUUCAUAGUAUAAUUUUACUUCCAGUUAUUCUGUGUCUAAUAGAUUCUCUGUCGUGUAAUUUUUUGAAAAUGAAAAGACGUAAAAUUGAAUAUAAUGAGAAUUGUAUGAAUGAGAUCGAAUGUUUAAAUUCUAAAAACACGUCACGUAUUAAUCAAAAUUGAUAAUUUUUAUUUAGAGGUUAGAUUCGAUUUUACUUGUUAAAUAUUAAUUUUGGACAUUACGAAGAAAGAACGUUUCUGUAAUUUUCCUAUUUGAUUAUGUGCAUUUAUAUUAUGUAAAUUACUUCCACUAAAAACUGUAAUGUUAAAAUCGAUGGUUUGCUUAGCAAAUUCGAUAAAAUAUUUUUCAAUUGA